Molecule: messenger RNA, 1401 nt
Organism: Penicilliopsis zonata CBS 506.65
Lineage: Eukaryota; Fungi; Ascomycota; Eurotiomycetes; Eurotiales; Aspergillaceae
Exons: 4
Coding region: 1-1401 (466 amino acids)
Biological process (GO): peptidyl-serine phosphorylation
Cellular component (GO): nucleus; cAMP-dependent protein kinase complex
Molecular function (GO): ATP binding; cAMP-dependent protein kinase activity
Source: RefSeq, a predicted model, not a curated record
AUGCCGAGCCUAGGAGGUCUCCUGAAAAAAAGGCGGACGAAGGACUCGCACACCCUGUCCAAAGAGCUCGAAUCGGCCUCGUCUGCGGAGCAGCAGCAGCACCAACAACACCCUACAGACACCCAACCCUCGUCAACGGAGGCAGCAGCGCAGCCGCAGCCCGCGUCCGGCGAGCAGAACCAAGCUUCCGCGGACGCCAAUCGACCGAUAGAGGAGUCCGGAGUCUCGAUGCAGCAGUCCGCGGUCGCCCAGUCGCACUCGUCCGCGACCCCCCAGCAGCCGCAGCCGCAGCUGCAGCAGCAGAGCGGCAAUGUCGCCAGUAUAAACAACAUCAUUAAUGCGCAGCCGCAGCCGCAGCUGCAGCAACAACAGAAUGCAGGCAAUGCGGUGCAGGCGACUGCUGGCGGCCAGGCGCGGACGGAAACCACCAGAUCGACCAAGGGAAAGUACUCGCUGGAAGACUUCUCGCUCCAGCGCACGCUGGGGACGGGGAGCUUCGGCCGCGUGCACCUGGUGCAGUCGCGACAUAACCACCGCUUCUACGCCAUCAAGGUGCUUAAGAAGGCCCAGGUAGUGAAGAUGAAGCAGAUCGAGCACACCAAUGACGAGCGGCGCAUGCUGAAUCGGGUCCGGCACCCGUUUCUGAUCACCCUCUGGGGUACGUUUCAGGACGCGCGGAAUCUAUACAUGGUGAUGGAUUUUGUGGAAGGAGGAGAGCUCUUCAGUCUGCUUCGGAAGUCUCAGCGUUUCCCUAACCCGGUGGCCAAAUUCUACGCCGCCGAGGUCACGCUCGCUCUCGAAUAUUUGCACGGCCACCAGAUCAUCUACCGCGACCUUAAACCCGAGAAUCUCCUCCUUGACCGUCAUGGCCACUUGAAAAUUACAGAUUUCGGCUUUGCCAAAGAAGUGCCGGACAUUACCUGGACUUUGUGUGGGACUCCGGAUUAUCUGGCGCCAGAAGUGGUCUCGUCCAAAGGCUACAAUAAGUCGGUGGACUGGUGGUCUUUAGGCAUCCUCAUCUUUGAAAUGCUGUGCGGAUUCACUCCCUUUUGGGACAGCGGCUCUCCCGUCAAGAUCUAUGAGAACAUCCUGCGGGGAAGGUUAAAAUUCCCGCCAUACCUGCACCCGGACGCUGUGGAUCUCCUAUCGCAGCUUAUCACAGCAGAUCUCACGAAGCGUCUGGGCAACUUGCACGGUGGAUCCGAAGAUAUCAAGAAUCACCCAUGGUUCGCCGAGGUGACAUGGGAUCGCCUCGCGCGCAAGGACAUCGACGCUCCCUACGUGCCGCCGAUUCGUGGCGGGCAGGGUGAUGCCAGCCAGUACGAUAGAUAUCCAGAAGAGACCGAAGCCUAUGGCGUGCAGUGCGAAGAUGCUUACGGUCAUCUGUUCCCCGAGUUCUAA